UCCUUCAGGUCAUGAUGCUGAUCCAGAAUCAUCCCGUCCCCGUGAUUGCCAUGGUGAACGGCUUGGCCACCGCUGCUGGAUGUCAGCUGGUUGCCAGCUGUGACAUUGCCGUGGCCAGUGACAAAUCCUCAUUUGCCACUCCAGGUGUAAACAUUGGGCUCUUCUUCUCCACCCCUGGAGUGGCCUUGGGGAGAGCAGUGCCAAGAAAGGUUGCCUUAGAAAUGCUUUUUACUGGGGAGCCCAUAUCUGCUCAGGAGGCCUUGCUCCAUGGGCUGCUCAGUAGAGUAGUGCUGGCAGAUCAGCUGGAGGAAGAGACCAUGAGAAUCGCAAGAAAGAUCGCUUCCUUGAGCCGUCCUGUGGUGUCUCUGGGCAAGGCCGCCUUCUACAAGCAAGUGCACCAGGACCUUAGAACCGCCUACCACCUGGCCUCCCAGACCAUGGUGGACAAUGUGGCCUUGCAAGAUGGGCAGGAGGGAAUCAAGGCCUUCAUCCAGAAGAGAAAGCCCGUCUGGUCACACUGAGUCGGCCAUUUUAGAGGGAUGGAGGGAGUGUGACCCAGUGAGCAGCUCUCAGGAUGCUCCUCUCCCCUCUCCCCCCUCCACUGCUGCCUAAUAUCAAGAACAGCAGACAGACUGCUUCUGUACAAUAGUCAUGGUCCCACUGCAUGGGGUCUGUAUUCAAAGCCAUGGUUCCAUGGGGAAAGGAUGAAACGGAGACUCAAAGGAAAAACUAAUUUUAAUUUAAGAGUGGUGAGCACCUAUGCUGGGUCAGCUGCGGUAGUAAGCCUGGAAUUUUAUACACUUCUUCACGGGACCGUAAGUGUGGGACCACACUGACAUGGGAGAAGGUGACGAUAAAAUGAAGCAUGAAAGAAAAAUGCCAACCUGCUUCUCCUGU
Pipistrellus kuhlii (Kuhl's pipistrelle) is the source of this 897-nucleotide messenger RNA. Its product is annotated as enoyl-CoA hydratase domain-containing protein 3, mitochondrial-like. Gene Ontology annotation, molecular function: hydro-lyase activity. Bases 12 to 521 code for a protein of 169 amino acids. Gene Ontology annotation, cellular component: mitochondrion. The transcript has 2 exons. Lineage: Eukaryota; Metazoa; Chordata; Mammalia; Chiroptera; Vespertilionidae. The record is from RefSeq and is a predicted model, not a curated record.